AUGGUUGAAAGCACAGAAAAGACGAUUACUCAGCUGAGACACCAAUAUAGUUGCGGCACGUAUGGAAGCUUCGACUUGAAAAAGGAUGUGGAGUUUGAGAUUGAUGACUCCAGUAAUGGUGAUACAGGAGGAAAAUUGAAAGAAGUGCAUGAAGUCCACAUGCUUAAUGCUACAUUCUGCAAUCUGCACUAUAUCACAAUAACAGACCUGAGAAGACUUCUGGUAAGAUCCUUUACAGAGUGUUUUAGUUCAUCUGGGGAUGCUCUUAUGAGCUUUUCCACCACAUCAAAAGCUCUUUCCACCUGCAACCAAGGUAAAAAUUUACAAAGCAUUAAACUUUUAGCAAAUAGGUCUCUCCCAUUAAUAGCCAUCUCACAAAGCUUUACGGUAUUCAUCAGCAUAGCAUUCCUACUAACAAAGCUUAAAAUCCUAAAUACCAAUGUCGGUCGUCUAGCAUUAUCAUCCUUGAUGUUUACUGAUGUUGUUAGUCUCCCUAUGCUUUAUGCACCAUGGUGCCGCUUCUUUCAGACCGUUGCAACUGAGGACCUGUACAAGUGA
Vicia faba (fava bean) is the source of this 558-nucleotide messenger RNA. Lineage: Eukaryota; Viridiplantae; Streptophyta; Magnoliopsida; Fabales; Fabaceae. The record is from the annotation of a GenBank genome assembly.